GCCCAAUGUAUUACAAUGGAGUAUACCAUCUAUUCUACCAGUACAACCUAAAAGGAGCAGUAUGGGGCAAUAUUGUUUGGGCCCAUUCAGUCUCAACAGACUUGAUUAAUUGGAUCCCACUUGAGCCCGCUAUCUACCCAUCCAAAGUAUUUGACAAAUAUGGUACAUGGUCCGGGUCAGCCACAAUCUUGCCCGGUAACAAGCCCGUUAUCCUCUACACGGGAAUCAUGGAUGCUAAUAAGACCCAAGUCCAAAACUAUGCAAUACCUGCUAACAUGUCUGAUCCAUACCUUCGUAAGUGGAUCAAGCCCGAUAACAAUCCAUUAAUCGUUGCUGACAUGAGCAUCAAUAAAACCCAAUUUCGUGACCCAACAACAGCUUGGAUGGGCCGAGAUGGUCAUUGGAGAAUUUUAGUUGGUAGUGUGAGGAAUCAUAGGGGUAAGGCAAUAUUGUACAGAAGUAGGGACUUCAUGAAAUGGACCAAAGCUAAACACCCACUUCACUCAGCCACCAAAACUGGAAAUUGGGAAUGUCCUGAUUUUUUUCCAGUGUCACUAAAAAAUACAAAUGGUUUGGACACAUCAUACAAUGGUAAAAACAUUAAGCAUGUUCUUAAAGUUAGUCUUGAUGUUACAAGGUUUGAGUACUACACUGUUGGUACCUAUGACACCAAAAAAGAUAGGUACAUUCCCGAUAACACUUCUAUUGAUGGUUGGAAGGGAUUGAGACUUGACUAUGGUAAUUAUUACGCAUCCAAGUCAUUCUUUGACAGUGGCAAGAACCGAAGAAUUAUGUUGGGUUGGGCUAAUGAAUCUGAUACUGUUGAUGACGAUGUCAGGAAAGGAUGGGCCGGAGUCCACCAUAUCCCACGUAAACUAUGGCUUGAUCCUAGUGGAAAGAGCUUGGUUCAAUGGCCCAUAGAAGAAUUAGAAACUCUAAGAGAGAAAAAGGUCCAAUUAAGCAAUCGCAAGUUGAACAUGGGAGAAAAGGUUGAAAUAAAAGGAAUCACAGCUGCACAGGCUGAUGUUGAAGUGACUUUCUCUUUCGCAAGCUUGGACAAGGCGGAGCCAUUUGAUCCUAGUUGGGCCGAUCUUUACGCGCAAGAUGUAUGCGCUAUUAAGGGCUCAACGGUCAAAGGGGGACUUGGUCCAUUUGGGCUCUUAACUUUGGCUUCUAAAAACUUGGAAGAAUACACACCCUAUUUUUUGGAUUUUCAAUGAGAUAAAUCGAGGUCAACACUUAAGAAUGAGACAACUAUGUAUAAACCAUCAUUUGCUGGAUAUGUGGAUGUAGAUUUAGCAGACAAGAAAUUGUCUCUUAGGAGUUUGAUUGAUAACUCUGUAGUUGAAAGUUUUGGUGCCGGAGGAAAAACAUGCAUUACAUCGAGAGUUUAUCCGACAUUAGCGAUAUUUAAUAAAGCACAUUUAUUUGCCUUCAACAACGGCAAGGAGGCAAUCAAAAUUGAGACUCUAAAUGCCUGGAGCAUGGCUGAUGCUAAGCUGCACUAGAACAUUUGGCAGAACAGAACAAUUUAGGAAAAGAAAAUAGUCAUGAUAUUCUUACCUCAUUAUGUUCUGUCCAAAAGGCAGCAUAGUAUAGAAAUUUAACUUGCAGUAAUUCAUGAAUGAUGCAAUUUUUUUAAUAUUAAUAAUAUUGUUCCACGGUUCUGUUA
Messenger RNA from Lycium ferocissimum, 1672 nucleotides. Its product is annotated as beta-fructofuranosidase, insoluble isoenzyme 1-like. The record is from RefSeq and is a predicted model, not a curated record. Lineage: Eukaryota; Viridiplantae; Streptophyta; Magnoliopsida; Solanales; Solanaceae. The transcript is spliced from 4 exons. Gene Ontology annotation, biological process: carbohydrate metabolic process. Gene Ontology annotation, molecular function: hydrolase activity, hydrolyzing O-glycosyl compounds.